UUCAAGGUCGUUAAAACGAAACGGUAGGCGGCUUUGAAAAGCUCUGACAUUUUUACCGUGCUCACGCCGUUUUUACCACGAGGUAACACUAAAAUCACACAGCCAAGUUACUUCUACUGAAAGCUACCAAGAGCUCCAAAGUGUUUUACUUUUCAAUGCAUUCUACUCAUCCCCUCCAUUCAUCAUACUCAAAUUUGUUGUUCAGACAGUGGCAAACUGCAAACUAUAAGGUCAGUGCCGAGAAUCUUGUGUAUCCAAUUUUCCUCAGGUAUAUUAUAUUGUUUUCUCAUUCAUUCAGCCAAGACCCAGAUUGUGAUAAAAUAAUUACUAGCCUAAUAGACCAACGUCGAAUAGGAUGCAACCGAAUCAUCGAGUUCUUAACACCUUUGGUGGCCAAGCAACUAAAAUCUGUAUUGUUGUUUGGGACAAUCAGUAAAGACCAAAAAGAUGCUACAGGAUCAGCUUGUGAUACACCAAAUUCAUCAGUCAUUCAGGCAAUCAAGUUGCUGAAGUCAAAAUUUCCGGAUUUAAUAGUGAUUUGUGAUGUCUGUUUGUGUGCAUACACUGACAGUGGUCAUUGUGGUAUUUUACGUGAUGACGGCUGCCUUGACGUACCUAGAACUCUUGAACGUUUAGCGGAAAUAUCUAAACGAUUUGCCCUAGAAGGAGCUGAUGUUAUUGCCCCUUCUGACAUGAUGGAUGGACGUGUGAAAAAAAUCAAAAUGGCUAUAGAGAGUAUCGGUCUCAGUGGGAAAGUAGCCGUUAUGUCUUAUUCAGCCAAAUUUGCAUCUUGUUUGUACGGUCCUUUCAGAGAUGCUGCUCAAUCUGCACCUUCUUUUGGAGACCGUCGGCAUUACCAGCUCCCUCCUGGUGCCAAAGGAUUGGCUCUACGUGCUGCUAUUCGCGAUGCGAACGAAGGAGCUGACUUCAUAAUGGUAAAACCUGGUCUUCCUUAUCUGGAUAUUGUGAAUGAGCUACGACAGUUGCUACCUCAUCAUCCUCUAGCAGUUUAUCAUGUUUCUGGUGAAUAUGCAAUGCUAAAACAUGCCGCAAAUGCUGGGGCUAUCGAUUUAAAGCAAGCCGCCUUAGAAUUGAUGACUGCAUUCCGUCGUGCCGGUGCAUCAAUUAUCAUAACAUAUUUAACACCGUACCUACUAGAACUUGAUUUAUCUGAAUCAUGUAAAUAGAGGUGGAUAUUUUUGAACUAACAACCUCAACAGUUUAGAUUGACUUAUUCGCUGAAAUAUGUUGGAGUAAUUGAUACUUUAUUUGUUUCAAAACCUUGUUUUACUGAUUUUCUCAUUCCAUUGUAGUAUCUUUUCUUUGUCUGUAAAAUCAUGUAUAUUCUCUAAGAAAAUAUCCCAUUCUUAUCUAUUAGCUUUACUUCUCAUCUUUCUGUAUCUGUGUUUAUUAUCCUAGUUUAUUAAUAAAUUACUAGUAUAGGAAUCUUGCGAAGGUUGUUCAUUUGUAGUAUACAUCACAGACUGUCGUUAAUUAAACAACCAUUGAAAACCUCAAAGCACUGGAUAUCCGUUUCACCCUAGUAUAUAGAUCUCCUCAACAGUACUCACAUAUGACACCGUCAGAUAUCUCGUAUUAAACGCUUAACCUUCAUAUAAUUGAUCUAGUAUUUUUGUCUUCGGUUUAUGUGUAACAAACAAAUGAAUUAAAACAACGAAAAAUGAGUCUGCAUAACGAACCACUGGAGGUAGACAAUAAGGACGAAGAGGUCGCGUCCAUUUAGCUUAUGACAAAAAUUGGAAUGAAGCAAAGGACAUUAGUUUCGAGGUAUUCAUAAAACCAAAAAUAAUGUGUUGAUAAGCAAAUAUAGCUUUUUCUACCCGUCAUCCAUCUUAUGCUUCUUUCUCGUAGCGCUUCUAGGCAGAAUAUCAUGUUCCGAAUGCGUGUUUUCUCAACAACUCGUGUAUUGCUUCAGCAUUUUCGUAUCUGCAUAGCACCCACAAGCGUCGAAAUUUUUGGAUACCUCAGGUCAGCACUAAAGACAAGUUAAUAAGGAUAUCGGUUGC
This is a messenger RNA of Schistosoma rodhaini, 2027 nucleotides long. The record is from the annotation of a GenBank genome assembly. NCBI's taxonomy places the organism in Eukaryota, Metazoa, Platyhelminthes, Trematoda, Strigeidida, Schistosomatidae.